Messenger RNA from Guyanagaster necrorhizus, 1678 nucleotides. Its product is annotated as Rft-1-domain-containing protein. Gene Ontology annotation, biological process: dolichol-linked oligosaccharide biosynthetic process; glycolipid translocation. NCBI's taxonomy places the organism in Eukaryota, Fungi, Basidiomycota, Agaricomycetes, Agaricales, Physalacriaceae. The transcript is spliced from 5 exons. The coding region runs from base 21 to 1622 and encodes 533 amino acids. Gene Ontology annotation, cellular component: endoplasmic reticulum membrane. The record is from RefSeq and is a predicted model, not a curated record.
CACGUCCCCUCCUGACUCCCAUGGCGAAAUCCGAUGGUGGAGAAGAUAGGCCUUCCCAAGCAUCCUUUGGGUCGGCUUUACCCUUGAUAUGGCUCCAGUUAGGCUCCCGACUUUUCUCUUUUCUUCUGAACCAAGCCCUGCUUCGUAUGGCGACACCCAGCGCCUUCGGCACCGCUGCGAUUCAAUUCGAACUGCUAUUGAAUACUAUUCUAUUUCUCAGUCGAGAGGGCGUCCGGAUCGCGUUAUUACGCGUCAAAAAGUCGGGACCUAGUAUAUCUAACGUCUCCUUUAUUCCCUUCUUGCUAGGGUGCCCCGUAGCACUCACCACAUGUUACCUCUACAUCAGGUUCGCUGGGGAAGAGACAAGUUCCCAACCAUAUUUCCACUCAGCUGUAAUUUUCUACGUUUUCGCUGCCUUGUUGGAGCUACUUAAAGAACCAAUGCAUAACGCCACGAUGGCGGAUCUGAACACAGGAAUCAGGUUGCGUGCCGAAGGCCUCGCUAUCGUCGGCAAAUCCGCCAUUACUUUUUUGGUACUCUUUCUCGAUCCUCACAGGGACGAUAGCCAACAGCACAGGGCCCUUCUGGCUUUUGCUCUUGGACAAACCUUUUAUUCACUUUGUGUUUGGGCUAUCUACGUUGCCCACUAUGGACGACAAUAUUUGUAUCCGAAACGUCCUCCCAAAAAUGAUACAUUCUUCGAUCCUGUCAUGUUCAAACUCUCCAUGACCAUGACGUCGCAGUCGGUAGUGAAGCAUUUCCUUACAGAAGGUGACAAAUUAAUCUUGUCAUGGUUCAGUCCCCUGCAGGAUCAGGGAGGGUAUGCGAUCGCACUGAAUUAUGGCUCUCUCGUUGCACGCAUACUGCUGCAGCCUCUCGAAGAGACAUCUCGCUCUCUCUUCUCACAAAUUCUGGCUGACAAGGACGAUAAAAGCAGUCUAGCUAUAGCUGCCAAUAGACUCACCUCAUUUCUUUCCGUCCAAAUACCCAUUUCCCUUAUCCUGCCAGUAUUCGGACCUCCAUUUAUACCCCUGGGCAUCCAGUUCCUACUGCCGCAACAGUAUCUACAAACGAGCGCGCCACAAGUAUUAUCAGCCUGGCUCUGGUACAUUCCCAUAUUGGCUUUGAACGGUCAACUAGAGGCCUUCUUCGCCAGCGCAGCUGACUCGGGCGACCUGAACAAGCAGAGCACUUGGAUGGCAAUAUUCUCCAUCCUCUACACAUCGUUAGCUAUUGCUUUGUACCGUUUACGGGUUGGCGACGCCUCUCUAGUAUACGCAAAUAUGAUCAACCUCACGGCACGGAUUCUCUACGCCAUGAUUUUCAUCUCGUCCUUUUUCAAACGUCGCGGCACGCCAGAGCUUCUCCGCUGGACGGCACUCAUCCCAAAAGCGCUGUUCUGUGGCGUUCUUGGAGGAUCGUUUGUGUUGCUUCGGCUGCUUUACAGUCAGCUAAGCAUAGAGAGGACCAUUGAAGAAAAUGGAAAGGCGUCGCUAUUGAAACGGAACGUUGUCGUAUUUGUUCUUACGGGAGGCUUCUUCGGGCUUGUGAGCCUUGGAAUACUGUGGAAAUUGUCAAGUGAAUCCCGAAGGCAGCUCAGGUCUAGGCGUAAGGCGGAUUAGAUACUUUUCUGUAUUUCUGUACGAAAUUUUGGAAUUAUAUUUACUCCUCCAGGCUG